AUGGCGUGCUUCAGCCCGACGAAGGCACGAGUAGCACCCGUCGCGGCGGCAGAAUGGGCCAGCGCCGCAUCCAAUGAAACGGACGCGGCCAAGCGCCUGGAAUUGCUCUGUGCCACCCUGGACAGCAUCGAAACAAAUGCAUCGGACAGUGCGAAAGCGCUCGCAGCCUGCAUCCACGUCGCCGACGUUAGUUUAGGAGACGUCUGGUCCGAGGCGAGACGAGCCUGCGCCCGCGGCGUGGCCAAGGUGCCCCUCGCAUCAACCGACCGAGCGAGGCUCGCGGCGCAUUUUGGGGAACAGCUCGAUGCUUUGGGCGAGAACGACGACUGGCGGCGGUACGACGGCCUUUGUCGAGCCUUGGAGCAGCUCGUGACGCGGGGUUCAGUUAGUAUCGUGCGGGAAGCUCAUAUUGUGGCCCGCAAAGCUUUAAGCCAUGAGCAGCCGACGGUGCGCCAGGCCGCCGCUAGAGUAAUGGCAUCGGCUGAUGCGUCGUUGUUGGAGACGAUCUCCAUGGAACGGGAGGCUUGGUUGCGGGAGAAGGGUAUUGAUCGGGAACGGCGGGCGGCCGCGCUGGCGGGCUUGCUGGAAGGUGCCAACGUGCUGAUCAAGAACCAUGAUGUUGCUGAUUUCGACAUCGACGCUACGGUAGCGUUGUUGGGAGAUGCGGCGUCGACGGUGCGGCAGGGCGCCGCCGAGCAGCUGCAGCGCCUGGCGUCCAAAGGGUUGGAGUUGGCUUCGAGAGUCGUCGCGAGCAUCUCCGAGGCGUCCUUGGCGGACUGGCGGCGAGCGGAAGGCUCGCUCAUGACCCUCGACGGCGUGCUGUCCGAUGAAGCGUCGCGGGCCAUGGCAAAUUACCCGGACGUCGACGAGUCCAGAGCGACUUACCGCGCGUCCCUACUCAAGAUUUCGAUGAGGUGGCUCCGGACGACCGUGCGAACGGACGAUGAGGCCGAGCCGUUCGAGGUACGAAGGGCGGCUCGACAAUUGGCGCACUCUACCGCUCGCGCAGAAAUAGCUUUUGUGUCUCAUACACCUGGUUCUAUUGCUCUUUCAUUAUUAAAAAAGGGGCCGGACGCCGUCGCGGCUCGACUCCUACACCACGCGUGCUCUUUUCUGAGGUAUAUUGAUGAGUCUCUGAUGGAAGCUCAAAGAACACCGAGGGGCAGAAGGUGGGGCCUGUCGCACGAGGGCGCCGGCGGCGACUCGGAGAGCGUCGAGCAGUCGGAGAGGGCCGUCUCUAGGGCGGUUGUUGCCGCCCCGGAGAAACUGUCGGAGCGCAUCGAGGCCUUCCGACCCGUGUUGCUGGAGUGCGUCCAAUUAAUUCAACAGCAUCCUGCUACAGAAGAAGAUGCGCGCGCCGAGCCCAAGGCGUCUCCAUCGAGGACGCCGGGGGGGACGUACAAUUUGACGGCGACCGAGGAGUUGCGCAUCGAGGAGCGACUGGUUAUUGUGAGGGGGCUGGCGUUGUGUAUUCCCGACGGCGCCAUCGCGGAGGAGCGGUUCGGGGCAUUUUUUAAAGUGGAAAUGAGGGAUCCCGGCAGACAGUGGUUUCAUCUAGCGAAGGCGCCUUCUGAAUUGAGGAGAUUAGCCGAGCCGGCGUUAUGCGAGUUCGUGUCGUGUUUGAGACAUCCACAGGCCCUGGAGUCGGUUGGUCCUGCACUUGUGGACUGGUUACUCGCGCUGGAAGGGAACCAACGGGGCGACCGGGAACGGCCCACGUCGAGAAAACACGUCGCCGAGGCCCUCUGUGUCUUACUACGCGGUGCACUAUGUGUCUUCCAGCCGACGGGUCGUAUUACGGACCACGCCUGCUCCAUGUUAGGGACGGUCUUCCGAGCGGCGGCGUUCUCCGCAGAAAGGGAGACCUUUGCGGUGGCCCUCGGCGAGAGAAACGGUGCGGAUACAGUCGCCCGGGCCGCCUCUUCUAUGAUUGCGCAACUGGCGCCGGCCUGGAGCCGCGUGCGGCGAAGUGACGGCGAGGCCGCGGCUAGAUUGGCGGCGUUAUGUGCGCUCGCGGCCGCCGUGUGUUCGAUCGACGCGACGCACCUGCGCGCGGCGCUCGCUUCGUUGAUAGCGGCGUGCCCUGGGCAACAAACCCCACCACGGACUCCCGUGAAAGCCCCGCGGCCGCUGUCUCCGUUGGGGCUGGGGCCGCCGGAGACGCCGGUGACGCCGCUGUCGCCCCACGCCGCCGAGCCCAUCGACGACUGGGACGACUGGGACGACGACGACGCGGACGAGGAGCCCGUCGUCGCGAGUUCCGCGGGCCUCGCGGCGCUCGUGGACGCGGUCCGCGCCGAGCUCGGUGCGGAGGCGUCGGCGCCGAGGUUGUCGUUCUUUUAAUUCAUAGUCUAGUAGUGCUCGUUUGCCUUGCUUUUUGCCUUUGCUCUGGACUUUCACAGCCAGUAAAUUGGGCGGCUGCGCGAGCGCGCCUGUGGACUCUUACGCGCAACAACCACAGCGCAGUGGCGGUGGACGUCUGUGGGGCGGCGCGGUCGCGAAAAACCGCGCGGCGAGCCGCGCCCGAGCCGUGCAGAGCGCGUUUUCCAAGUGCUCUUGCAGGCUUGAACUACCUCCUCCGCGCGCGCGACGUCCAUCAAUUCCGCCUUGAAUCAUGGUCCAAGUCGUGGAUGAGCCGACAACCGCGCAGAAAACUAUAAUUACUCGCGCGCCCGCCGUCGCCGAGUCGCCGCGAUCGUCUCGCCGCGCAGGUCGGACCUCAUCCUCAUCAACGGGUGCCUCUGCUGCAAUUUGAGUUUGUACGCCGAUUGCCCCGAGUGCAUUGGGGCGUCGUGCAAGGGCGAACUCCUCUGCUGCGUCCAGCGCUUCUGCUUCAAGGCCGGAAUGCCGCCGCUCACGUGUUGCGAGUCCUUCGUCGACAAGGAGGUCUGCUGCCAGAUAGGCUUGUGUUGCUGCGCGAUCGGCGUCAAGUGCCCGACGACGUGCAUCAAGCACCAGGGCCAGUGCUGCUGCAUCGUGGAGAACGUGGCGAUCCCGUGCGACUCCGAGAUCCCGAUGUACCGCGGCGGCGUCCUCGUACGACUUGCCUUCGACCGAUUGGCGCAACGGUAGCGCGUCAGAUUCCAGUCCUGAAGGUUACGCGUUCGAAUCGCGUAUCGGUCACUGAGGUCGUGUCUGUGCCGCCGUCAACGGUACACCCACAGGUCGUGCGCGAUCUGCUUCCUCGCGUGUCACCCCCACGUCGGCGUCUGCGUGCGCCUCAAGUCGCGCUGGCCGUACCACCGCGCGGGCGGCGCGCCACCCCAAGCCGAGGCGAUGGAUGGGAAGGAAGAAAUUAGAGUGGUGGAGGAACAGCCGUCGUGGCAGGGCGGGUCGCUCGAGUCGCUCGACGUCAUCGACAAGGUGCCCGACGAGUCCGUGAAGUUGGCGGCGGACCAGUGA
Molecule: messenger RNA, 3402 nt
Organism: Pelagomonas calceolata
Lineage: Eukaryota; Pelagophyceae; Pelagomonadales; Pelagomonadaceae
Source: the annotation of a GenBank genome assembly